Cydia fagiglandana is the source of this 3499-nucleotide messenger RNA. RefSeq names its product DNA fragmentation factor subunit alpha (gene Drep1). The transcript is spliced from 3 exons. NCBI's taxonomy places the organism in Eukaryota, Metazoa, Arthropoda, Insecta, Lepidoptera, Tortricidae. Bases 137 to 730 code for a protein of 197 amino acids. Gene Ontology annotation, biological process: regulation of apoptotic process; apoptotic process. The record is from RefSeq and is a predicted model, not a curated record.
AUUCUAUCACGGGAGUUUGCUGAUCGUUCAUAAAAGAAACCAAAGAAAAUUAAAUUAUAUUACAAGGUGAAAGUAAACAAUAUUAUUUCAGUUAAUGAAUAAAUUGUUCUUACUCGCGUAAAACAAGUCGAAAGCCAUGGAGAACGAUAUCAACAAACCAUACAAAAUAUGUGAUGUGAACCGAGACAAAAAGAAGGGUACGGUAGCAUCGUCGUUAGAAGAUUUACUCAGUAAAGUGCCCGAAAAGCUGGGACUGCCAUCAGAGAACCUGACUGUGGUGCUGGAAUCCGACGGGACUGAGGUGGACGACGAGGAGUAUUUUUCGACAUUAGAGAAUGAUACGUCGUUGAUGAUUCUCCACGGGAGCGAGAAGUGGACGCCGAAUAUGCCGAAGUGCCAGGUGUCGUUGGACCAGACGGACGACGUGGGGCUAGGGGAGAAGGAGCAGGUGGCAAACCUGGUGGGGCGGCUGCAGCACAACCUGUGCCACAUCUCGCUGCUGGGCGGCCAGGACCUGGAGCUGCUGUCCGAUAUGGACCCGGACAGCCUCGCGGAUAUCGUCACGGACCGGGACAACAGAAUCAUACUGGAGCACAUCAAGGAAGCCUCUGGAAGGAUCUUAUUGGAGAAGCGCCAAGCACAGGACGCCAUGGAGCUGUUGAAACUUUACCACCAGAGUGUUUCCAACGGCUCCGAGGAUGUGUCACCGCCCAAGCAGGAGAGAGUGUAGGGCUUGCCCCACCCUUGUACAAUACCUGUAACCCUUCAAUCAUUUGCAUUUGGAAUGGUAAUGCUCAAAAGUUUACAAACUUAGUUUUGUUCCUCAUUGCCAUGUUUCAAACAUUUUCAUGAAGCAUAUACUAUCAAAAUUUAGUUAGAAAUUAAGAAACUUAUUGAAUACACCAAAUGAAAGAGGCCUUUUUUUGUAUUAGAAUUAAAAUAGUUUUGAUUCUGUAUUAAGUUAUUUCUAAAGCCCCUAGAAUCAUUUGUCUUUUAAACCAUUGCCUCAGUAAUGAUUUGCAAAUAACAGUUAUGUAACUAAAUCAAGAAACAUUAAUAGUUGAUCAAAGUUAAGGUAUGCAGGUAAUACUUGGGUAGUUAUAAUAUAAUACGCUAAUCUUAUGAAUAUGAGCUGAUACGGAAUAUGAGAUGAUAUACAUAAUAACCACAUUCUAAAUAUUGUAUGUAUCUAGUGUGUAACCCUUAAACAGUACUGCCAUUGUAGAUAUCUUGAAUUGAAUUCCUAUUUCAUGAAUGUAUGCAAAGAACCUCUCACUAUUAUUUGCCGACUUGAGCUCUGUCAUGCUUAACAUUAUCCACUGCAUGUAAAUAAAUAAAUUGGUUGUCCAUGUCAUUUAUUGCAUAAAAAUCAGUUAUGGUACAAAUGUUUUCAAAUGCUCAUUUGGUGCAUAUGCUAGGCAUGGCAAAGAUAGCAAGAAUGUUUCUAUUUUUGGCUAUCCAUACACAUUACUAUGUUUUUCCACACCUUCAAUAUUUUAACAAUACUUACUAUCAAGAUAUUUUGGUAGCUGUAUAGUAAAAGAUCUGACAAUAGAUAUGCUAGAACUUAAGCAUGUAUACCCUCUAGAUAGUUAAGGUUUCUUUUUUGUAAACUUUUGAGAGACAAAUUGCCACGAGGUUGACAAGUCAACAUCAAUUUAAAAGACUGAUAGUUGUUAAUUUUUUUUAAUAUUAUAUUUUACCCCUAGAAUAAGAAUUCUUUGUUUAACUCCAAAUUGCUCAAAAGGUUUCGAAUAUUAUACCUAUAAGUUUCCAUUUGUUAUUCCACUGCCAAAUGUCAAAAGCAUGCUCAUAUUGUGGUAAGUUAGAAUGUGUAGGGAAUAUUAUGGUCUGAAAAUAGGUGUGUGGUAGAAAAAUGAUUGGUUGGUUAUCACUAACAAAAUCCAUUUACAUAGUUUUCUUUGGUAUUCCAUACUUAACAAUCCCAAAUCAUUCUAUAAAAUAUAUCAUAUAAAUCAUAGCCUAUAGUUGAAUGAGUCAAUAUACAGUCAUGUUUGUGGAAACUAACAGCUGUUUAGAGGGCUUGUCAUACAUCUCAAGACAUAUUUGUAUGUAGCUUAUUGUAAUGUCUAAUGAUUAACAUAGUGCACCUAUUAAUAAUACUAUUGUCUAACACCUCUGACAUUGGGCACUACCUCUGCUGCAGAAAAUCAAGAUAAUUCUGAAUACUAGGGUGAUAUUAUUAUUUGAUUAUUUAGUUAGGUAUUUAUAUAAUAAUUAUAAAAUUCAGUGAUGGCUUAUAACAUUACAAAAAAUUACACUCCAACAUUUACCAAUGUCACCCAAUUAUUCAAAGUUACCAGUAUUAACUGUAUCUGUAGGAAUUUUAUCUAAAUAAUGAUCACAGAUAAAAUAUAUAUAACAUAUGUAUGAUUGGUAGAUUUGAGCAUUGUUGCAAAGAAAGAAGUAAAUCCAUAUUUAAAAAUUAAAUUGUAUUAGGGACGUACCGACUAGUCGCCGACUAGUCGGGAAAGCCGACUAUCCGGCCACAUUUGUAGUCGGCGAUUAGUCGGCGACUAGUCGGCAAAAAUGGCCAAUUAGUCGGCACUUUAUUAGUGAAAGAAAAACAGAAAAAAAGAAACUAACAGUUAAUAUUUACCAUAUGUGUUAUGUCUAUUUUACCGUCUAUUCAGGGUGUGAAAACUUUUUCUGCUCAUCAGGAUCGCAAAAUAAAAGAAAGACAGAAAUUGAACGAGGAUUCUUGUGAUAGGUCUUUGAACCAAUAGAAAACACCUUUUAGCCAAGCUAAUAUAUGAAUAGCGCAACCAAAAGAGCAAAACUAUUGUUUUUCACCUGAACUUAUACGAAACUAAUGAUCUGGCCGACUAGCCGACUAGUCGGCCGACUAAUCGGCCAUUCGAGCGCCGAUUAGUCGGCUAUUCGGCCAAAUCAAUAGUCGGUACAUCACUAAAUUGUAUACUUAGUCCAAGAAAUUCUACUGGUCAAUAAGAACUAGUCAUUUUAAUGGAACUAGAAUAACACCAUGACUGCAACAGUUAAUUUAAAAUGUUUUGUACCAAAUAAUGCCAGGUAGGCUAGUGCGCCUACUCAUUCUAAAAAUACAUGUCCCUAGAUGUGUGUAUAUCAAUGUCGGCGCUAAGAGGGGGAACUUAAAUCUCUUACCUCAAACUAUAAUAUUGUUGAACAUUUAAAUUUUAUGUUCUAGUAUGUUGAUAUCUUUUCAGAAAAACCUUGCUAUUUAUGAACCAAGCCUGUUCAAAUGUACAAUCCAGUAAAUGUUUAAUGGUUUAAUGUGGCUAUUCGGUUUUGAUUGACCAUUGUGAUGGUGUUUAUUGGCAUGUGAUGUUUUAUUCCCUACCUAGUAAGCUAUGCUAUAUGUACUUUGGAGUGCUGUGAAUAUUGUGUUUAAUUUUAGGAAUUGUUCGGAGUUUGAUUCCUAUAGUGGAAUUGAGUACAUGGUAGGUUACUUCUUUUUACUGCGCACUAAUAAUAUAAUAGUAAUAAACCAUUUAGCAAA